This is a messenger RNA of Penaeus vannamei (Pacific white shrimp), 708 nucleotides long. Lineage: Eukaryota; Metazoa; Arthropoda; Malacostraca; Decapoda; Penaeidae. The record is from RefSeq and is a predicted model, not a curated record.
AUGCGCAAACUGUUUAGCCGCCAAUCAUGCAUCGCGCAUGAUAUUCAUGAAUCAUGUCUCCUCCAUCACUGCCUACGUCUGUCGUGUACCUAUGCAGACUCGGCCGCCACAGGGGACCCCGUGUGGAGGUGCAUUCUAGAAUCAUCUGGCCUCAGGUUCAUAACGCAGGACGGCCAGCAGACACUCGCUCGGCCUCACACCAGCACUUUCUUGCCCCUGCCGCUGCGGGCAGUCCUGUCGCCUCUCUGCCCGACGGCGCCCCUCGCCCCUCGCCCCGGCCCGUCGCCCCUCGGCCCCGCGCCCUCGGCGCCGCCUCGCCUGCCCCUCGCCCCUCCCCCCGCGCCCCUCGCCCCUCUGCCCGCCGGCGCCUCCCCCUCGGCCGCCAGCGCCCCUCGCCCUCGGCCCGCCGGCGCCCCUCGCCCCUCUGCCCCCGCCGCCCCUCGCCUCCUGGACGCCGACGCCCCUCGCCUCCGCCGCGCCCCCGGCCCGCCGCCUCGCCCCUCGGCCCCCGGCGCCUCGCCCCUGCCCCUCGCCCCUCGGCCCCCGCGCCCUCGCCUCCUGGACCCGCCCCUCGCCCCCCGCCGGCGCCUCUCGCCCCUCGCCCGCCGGCGCCCCUCGCUCCUCGGCCCACUAGACAACGCCGGUCUGGGCGCCUCCGUUAGAAAUGCUCCAAACAAAUACACUCUACAUUUAGCCUCGUCAUUGUGA